This is a messenger RNA of Daucus carota subsp. sativus, 691 nucleotides long. Its product is annotated as large ribosomal subunit protein eL22z. The transcript is spliced from 3 exons. Gene Ontology annotation, cellular component: ribosome. NCBI's taxonomy places the organism in Eukaryota, Viridiplantae, Streptophyta, Magnoliopsida, Apiales, Apiaceae. The record is from RefSeq and is a predicted model, not a curated record. Gene Ontology annotation, molecular function: RNA binding; structural constituent of ribosome. The coding region runs from base 153 to 530 and encodes 125 amino acids. Gene Ontology annotation, biological process: cytoplasmic translation.
GAGCCCAAAUCGUAUAACUCUCCCAGCCCGGCCCGACCCAGUAAGCUAGAAGAAAAACCCUAAAUAACUAAAGUGAUAUAACCUACUUCGUCCCUUUCACUCGUAUCGAGUUGCAGACGGCCGCUUCACAUUUCCACCAGAGAAGAGUAAAGAUGAGUAAAGUCACCGGAGGCGCCGGAAAGGGGGGAAAGAAGAAGGGAGCGACGUUCGUGAUCGACUGCGGAAAGCCGGUGGAAGAUAAGAUCAUGGACAUCGCUUCUCUCGAGAAGUUUCUGCAGGAGAGAAUUAAGGUCGGCGGGAAAGCCGGAGCUCUCGGAGACUCCGUCACCGUCGUGCGUGAGAAGAGCAAGAUCACUGUCACCUCCGACAGUACCUUCUCCAAGAGGUAUUUGAAAUACUUGACAAAGAAGUACCUGAAGAAGAACAAUGUGAGGGAUUGGUUGAGGGUUAUUGCCUCCAACAAAGACCGAAAUGUUUACGAGUUGCGAUACUUUAACAUCGCUGAAAACGAAGGCGAAGAGGAGGAUUAAAUUGUUUGAUUUAGCUCUAUUGUCUUCUUUAUUUUGAUGUAGAAGCCUCCUUUCUGGAAUUUUCGUGUUUCAAUUAUUACUGGACAGAGUCUUUAUAGGUUCUUGGAUAUCUUCAAUAUCUUGCAACUUUGUUACUAAUGCGGAGCUAUUUUGUUUUGUUA